UGAACUAAAGCAAUCUCAUUGGGAAAUCAUGCACAUGAUUGCUGGUAAUGGUUUACAGAUGUUGUCGAAACAUGCUUAUCAACCUGAUGAAUUAGAUUUCUUUGCUGAAUUCUUGAGAUUUUUAAGGAAUUGUUGUGCUGGAUCGCCUACAAAUCAGUAUUUCAUUAUGAGUUCAAAUACAGUUUUUAAUUUUGCGAAAAAAAUAGUAACCUAUUUCUUGCAGAGAACUGGCGAGAAAGAAAUUGCUGUUCUUAAGUGUUGUGUUCAGUUGUUUGGGAAUUUAUUAUGCACUGGAAGUGAAUCAAAACCUGUUGUAUGGCAAUUGUUUUUUGAAGACAAGACAUUUAUUUAUUUGUUUCAAAAUGAAGAUAAAAAGGUUCAAGAAUAUUCAAUGAUGGUUUUAUAUAAUUGCAUGUCUGAAGAAAGUUCCAGAACCAUAGUCAAUACAAAAGAAGGUCAAGAAAUUCUUAUAGCUGUCACAAAUAGCUUAUGUGUUGACUUAAUUGAUUGGGGCAUUCUUUUUUUGGAGUUAAUAAUGAAGCAAGGAGAUUUCAUGGAUAAAUGCUAUAAUAUUUUGCCCCUUAAAAAUAGGUUACUUGUUCUAGAUGUUAUUGCUGAGCAGUUAAAUAAUGCUCAAGAAAAUUCUUAUUUUUUUGUGCCUAAUGCAUCAAUAAGGCAUAUCAAAGAUCUUUUUAUCAAAUACGUUCUAAAUAUAGUACAAGUUUCUAAUUCUGAGGCAGCAGAUUUGAAAUCAAUGGAAAUAGUGAAAAUGCUAUGCAUAUUGUGUUCUGCAUCAGUUUCAGAUGUAUACAGCUCAGUUUUGAAAACAAGUCCAGAUUUAAUUGAGAGCUCUUUAGAUACGUUGAAAAGCAUACAUCUGUUGGGAAAGAAAAGCUGCAAUGCAUUUUCAUGUAUUAGUAGUUUGAAGCUUACAAAUGCAGUGUCAAAAGAAGAAAUAGAAUGCCAUCCUUCUUUUGGAUUUAAGAAAAAUUUAAUUAGGCUAAUUGGGAACUUGUGCUACAACUGUAAAGAAAAUCAGGAUUUGGUCAGAAGGUUAGAUGGUAUUUCUUUAUUGCUGGAUUGUUGCAAUUUAGAUGCUAGAAAUCCUUUCAUCAUGCAGUGGUGCAUUUUGGCUAUAAGAAAUAUUUUAGAAAACAAUCCUGAAAAUCAGGCUAUCUUAGCAGGAAUUUCAGUGACUGGAGAUCUUGUUGACUCGGCUCUGAUACGAGAACUAGGCUUCCAAGUGCAUUCUGAAAAUGGAAAGUUUGUACUGAGAUCUACACAGUGUUUUUCUUGAUACCAAUGAAGAAACUUUUGUGAACAUACUCUUUAAUUUAUGGUACAACUUGGUACACUUUAUGAACUUCAUGCAAUUUUAAACCAAACUUUUUUUAUACUCUGAUUUUUUAGACAUUCUGAUCUGAAGUUAACAUUUUUGUGAGGUAUAAUUGCUUUUCUUUUUUGCAAGCCCUCAUAUGCAUUUUGCUAUUUAUGUAUAUUUCAUAUACAUUUUAGGAAAUCUACAAUUUGUCAUGAGCAAUAAUAGUAAAAUGCUACUGUUAAUUUCUAUGGUUAAGAAAAGUUCAGAAAACUUAUUUUAGUGUUUCUAUUGAAGUCUUCUCUCAAAUAUAUUAAAAAUAUGCUCCAAAGUAAAAAAAUAUUAAUGAAAUAGUUUUUAAAUCUGUUUCAGUUAGUACUAGUAUAAUUAACUACAUUUCCUAUUUUGCUGUAAAAUUUAUAUAUUUUGAAUUAAUAAUUGGUAAUUACUUUCUGCAAUGAUGUAUUCAUUUUAUAUAAAAUUGAUUUAUUUUUAUUUUCAUUCAAAGGGAUAAAAUUUUAAAAAAUCUUCUCCCCUCCCCCAAUAUAAAUAAAUACAUAGCUAAAAUAUUGUAUAUGUGUUUGUAAUUCUCUUCCGCAAAGUUCAAAUUGAUACCAGAUAGAAUGUAAUUAAGAAUAUUAAAAGAAGGGGACUAGGCUAGAUUGUAAUUAAAGGCAUAUUAAACCCACAUUUCACAGUUUUAUCUUUCUGUAAUUUAAAUAUUUGUAUUCUUACUAGGUAACUGAUGAAAUGCCUUUAAGUUUUUUGUUUAUUCUCAGUUACGUGAGUUAACAUUUUCUGGAUUUUUUAUUAAUUUUACUUUAUAAAAUAUAAAAUUAAAACUGUAAAAAAUAUUGCUGGCAAUUAAAUAAAAAAAUUUGGACAAAAAUAUUCAAAUUAGAAUUAAAUAAAAAUUAAGGUUUUAUUUUUUAAAUAUAACAAUUUUUAAGUCUGAUUCUCAAUAUAUGAAUAAAACAAAGCUUCUUAUUCAGUUGAAAUUCAAAACUUGCCAUAUAAUGAAAAUUAUUUAAAUUAUAUCAAUUUCCUGCCAUCUUUAAAGAAAUUAUUUUUAUUUUAAAAAUCUGUGUUUUUACAAUGAUGCAGCUUCCAGUCAUUUUAUUAGCUGUUAAGUAUUAAGAGUCAGUAAAUAAUAUCAUAUGAGAGUGUAAUGUGUAAAUAAUCAUUGUAUGAAGUGCAAAUGUAUAAUAAAUUACAUCUUGUAAAUAAAUUCAGAUUUUUCUGUUAAGUUUUCAUAAAAUGUCCUGUUUUUAUAUGUGACCUGUGAAAUGAAUUAGCCAAAUACUUUAUAAGAAAUUAGGAAAAAAAAAAAAAAAAAAAAAAAAUCCUUUUAUUGAUUUGUAAGCUUUUCAAUAAUAAAGGACAGUUACAUUCUGUAUGAAUAUUUCUACUAUAUAAAUAAAAAAAUCCUAUUCAAAA
Stegodyphus dumicola is the source of this 2755-nucleotide messenger RNA. RefSeq names its product ataxin-10. Gene Ontology annotation, biological process: neuron projection development. Lineage: Eukaryota; Metazoa; Arthropoda; Arachnida; Araneae; Eresidae. The record is from RefSeq and is a predicted model, not a curated record. Gene Ontology annotation, cellular component: cytosol.